CUUGACAAUAUUGGCGUUCCAAAAGCGACAACAACAAAACACGGCUUGGUCAUUUUCCUAGGCUAGCGCGCUCAAACACCGAAACAGCACGUGUCCGCGGCCACCGGGCAGGCCAAUGAUGUCCAACGGGCGCUACGGGAGAUUCGGAGCACUCAUCGGCGUCGCCUGCGUGAGCAGCACCCACUGCCGCUUUCUGAUUUACUCAACCAAAAAUGCCGAGGUUCUGGCCUACCACGAGCUCAAGCUGCGCCAGAUUGUCCACCAGGCGGGCUGGAUGGAGUACGAUCCGGCCGAGAUCUGGAAGAACACGCAGGAGUGCAUUGAGACGGCGUACAAGAACCUGGUGAUACUGGAGAUCAAUCCGCACGAUAUCAUCGCCAUGGGCAUCGUAAAUCAGCGCGGCACCUCGGUGCUGUGGAACAAGCAGACGGGUCAGCCGCUGCACAAUGCCAUCGGCUGGUCCGAUUGCCGCAGCACCCCGAUCCUCAAGGGCCUGCUGCACAAUGUCCGGCACAAUGUGGACUACGUGCGAUACCGCAGCGGGUUGCCCCUGAGCAGCUGCUUCAGUGCCCUGAAGAUUCGCUGGCUGAUGGAUCACGUUCCUUCCGUAGCCACUGCCAUGGAUGAGGACAAAGUUCUGUUCGGCACCCUGGACUCCUGGCUGCUGUGGAACCUCACCGGCGGCGUGGAGACGGGCGUGCACUCCACGGACCUUACCAACGCCCACUACACCUCCCUCAUGAACCUGUCCACCCAGCAGUGGGACCCCAAGCUCUGCCAGUUCUUCCGACUGCCCAUGAAUAUACUGCCGCGCAUACGUUCCAAUUCCGAGAUAUUCGGCUACGUGCUGGAGGGUCCUCUGCUGGGCAUUCCCAUAGCGGGCAUGAUGGGCGAGCAGCCGGCCAGUUUGCUGGGCCAGCUCUGCGUGAAGGCGGGCCAGAAUGUGUGCACCCUGGACGACAGCUGCUUCGUGCUGCUCAACACGGCCAGGGAGAGAUUGGACUCGGCAAAUGGACUGAUCACGGGCAUUGCGCACAAGCUGGGCGAGAAGGAGGCCACCAACUACACGCUCGAGGGAGCCAUCUCGAAUGCGGGAUCCACGGUGACCUGGCUAAGGGACACUCAGAUCUGCACCGAAAUUAAUUCCAACGAUAACGUGGUGGAGUCCCUCAACACAUUCAUCGGCGAGAACUCAAUGAUCUCGUCCUCCUGCUCGUCAUCCAUGCUGAAUGCCGAGUGUGGACUGGCGGCCAAGAGGUCGGAGAUCACGUUCGUGCCGGCCUUUCAUGGAAUGUAUGCUCCGUACUGGCGUCACGAUGCCAGGGGCAUUAUCCUGGGACUCACGAGCCAGACCACUGCGGAAAACAUCACCCAGGCGGCGUACGAAGCCACCGGUUUCCAGAUCUUCGAGGUGCUGGAGGCGUUCAAGCGCGAUACGCCCAACUGGGACCGCUCCUGCAUGCAGCCAGUGCUGACGUUUGGCGGCGAUUACGCCGAAAACUCGCAUCUGGUGCAGUUCAUCGCGGACAUAAUUGGCUACAUGCUGGAGCGGCCGCAGACUACUUCACCUGCCGGUUUGGGUGUCAUGAUAGCCGCGGGCGUGACGAUGAAAGUGGUGUCCCUCAAGUACGCCAUGAAAAUGUACGCCCCGCCCACGGAUGUCUUUUCGCCCACAACCACAAAGAAUCGUCGAGAGCUGCUCUAUAGACGCUGGGAUUAUGCGGUGAAGAGAUGCCUGCACUGGAACAACUUCGAGACAUACGAGGCCGAUGUCGAGCUAUUUGCUCAACGAGAACUUGAUCCCAAUUUACCCGUGCGACGUUCUAUUCCCGGUAGUUUGUUCCUGACCACAUCGUUUGCCCUGGUCCUGCUGGCCAACUAUCUAAAGAACAAUCCCCUGAAAUAGUGGCAGCCAAGUUAGGGAGCAGCGACUGUUCUUUCUAGUCAACUGAACACGUUCAACUGUGUGCAUUAAAAUUUAUUGUUUAGUUUAGCAUGUAAUUUUAUAUUAGUUGCUUUGAUAUGUACAUAUAAAUAAUUCUUUUAGUUUUUUGCCCGAGUUGUAGAUCAAAAUAUUUGUGAUUCACCUAUUAUACACCACUA
This is a messenger RNA of Drosophila takahashii, 2103 nucleotides long. Its product is annotated as glycerol kinase 3. NCBI's taxonomy places the organism in Eukaryota, Metazoa, Arthropoda, Insecta, Diptera, Drosophilidae. The record is from RefSeq and is a predicted model, not a curated record. Gene Ontology annotation, molecular function: phosphotransferase activity, alcohol group as acceptor; kinase activity. Gene Ontology annotation, cellular component: mitochondrion. Gene Ontology annotation, biological process: carbohydrate metabolic process.